Molecule: messenger RNA, 2754 nt
Organism: Besnoitia besnoiti
Lineage: Eukaryota; Apicomplexa; Conoidasida; Eucoccidiorida; Sarcocystidae
Product: tetratricopeptide repeat-containing protein
Exons: 4
Coding region: 1-2754 (917 amino acids)
Molecular function (GO): protein binding
Source: RefSeq, a predicted model, not a curated record
AUGAUUUUUAUCUUCCUUCUCAUUUUUUCCCUCGCCCUCGCGGUCUUCCUCGGGUGGCUUUUCAAGCGUCAAGCUCACGGCGUCUUCAUAACGACUGUUCGCCCCUUCCUUUCCCCGGUUAACAACGGAGAAACAAAGACUUCGCAUUCCGCGCACGGCGAGGUGACCGGGGGUCGCGGUGACUCGGCGGCGUGCGGAUCGGAUGCAAAGGUUGAAUCCCAGGGAGGAUCGGAGCUAAGUGAAGGAAAAGGUGACACAGAAAAGAAGAUUUGUGGCCUUGUUCCGCCGCAUGAAGAAGAGCUCGACGCGGCGGUCGCCGGCGGCGUGCGGGUGGUGGCCUCCGCUUCUUCGUCGCCUGACGAGCUCUCCUGCAACGUGAAAAACAACGGGCAGAGCAAGGAUGAGAGAGACGAGAGCGAAAAUAAGAGAGUGGCAGAAGGGGAGGAUAAGGUUCGAAGUGCACGGACUCUGUCCGCGGCGCCCACUACCCAGGGGGCCGCGCCUUCUCCGUCUUCUCCCCGGCACCCAUCCUCAGACAGCGACCGUCAAACUGGUUGGGAAGGAGCGCAGGACGUGUCUGCGAGCGCGACAGAUUGCCUCCAGGGCGAAGCGACCCGCGAGCAGAGACACAAGAGCGACGUUUUUCCGUCUCCGGCUUUGUCGCCCCUUCCGUUAUCUCCGCGGGAGGGGCCUGCCAUGUCUCUUCUCCAGGAUGAAGAGAUUGCCCGUCUCACCCCGGCGGAAGAAGCUUUUCUGCGCGACCAAGACCGCCGCGUGAGGGGAUCUUUCAAAUACGACUACCCGACAGGCACGGUGCCUCCUCCGUCUGCUUCGGGUUCACCAGCUUCUGCUUCAGUUCCCUCCUCUGCUCCGCCUGCCGCUGCUACCUUGUCGUCUGAUUUGUGGCAGUCCGACCCGUCUUCGAGUUCUCCAGUUUGUGGUUCCGCGGGUCAGGCAGUAGAGGCCAGCAGUGAGGCAACAGAAGCUUCUGAAGCGCAGCCAGGGGGAAGCGGGGAAACGCAGGAGGAGCGUGGACCGGAGCCGAGUCCCUCCGCACAGGACGCUCGCGAAGACAAGGCUGCAUCGUCGUCUCCGAUGCCGAUGCAUGCAGAAGCGUCGCCUCUGGAUGCAGAGCCUCUCACACACCAUCCCGACGUCCAGCAGGCUGAUACAGACAAAGAGGAGAGGGGCGCGGCUGCAGCUGCGGCUCAGGUACAUGCGAAGCCGGAAGAGCAACAGGCAGUCGUCGAGGCUAGGGUCGCCGAAGAGGAUGCGCCAUCUCCUUUUCCAAUGGAGCGACCGAAGGAAGAAGAAAGUCGUGUCGAGUUUCCAAGGGAGAGAAGCGAUCUAGCGUCCGAGUAUGUGAGAGGCGAGGCGCUCGCUGACAAGAUUCGAGGGGUCGCAGAAGAGGCAGGGAACUCCGCUUCUUCGGCGUCUGUCGAAGGGGGCAAGGACGACGAAGCGCAACAAACCCAGGCGAACGGCGAGGAGGACAGAGGGGAGGCAGCGAAAAUCGCGCACGAGGAUGACGUCCAAGCCGUGGGAACAGUGAAAGUAGAAGAGGAUGAACCAGAGAAGGCAGAGGCUGCGCCUGACACGUGGGAUGGAGAAGAGGGCGACGACGAGAGGGAAGAAGAGGACGAGGACUCCCAGCCGAAAGUUGAAGAUCUAGGAGAGGUCGUUCCGGAAGAAGAGAAGCCCGACUCCCCGCGAGUUGAGGAAUUUCAAGAAGAGAAGGAAGAAGAAAGUAUGGAGGGCAAAACGGCGGCGGAACUCAAGGAACUGGGCAAUCGCAAAUUCCGCGAAGGCAAAUACCCCGAAGCUCUUGACGUGUACACGGAGGCCCUAGACAGACUUGAUGACGAGGAAGACGACUGGCUGGAUGAGUUCGAUGCGAUUAUGCAGGCGAAAGAAGACGAGCUAGAGGCAGCUGAGAAUGUCCGGUACGAGCGCUCGCGCAGCCGAGGGCAGCGCGCGAACGGCGAGAAAACCGACGCUGGAAAAGAACUCUUCGAGGAUGCGCGAGAGACGGCGGAAGAGGACAGGGCGCCGAGGGACGCUGACGCAGAGGCGGUGCCCGCGGCCGCCGAAGAGAGUGAAGCGGCAAAGGCAAAAGACGGCGAACCGAAAGAUAAGGGAGAAGAUAUGGGCCGUGAUGAGGGUGAGAAGAAGCAAGAUGACGAGAAGCAAGACGGCGAAGCUAAAAAGCGAGGUGACGCAGAAGAGGAAGAAGAGCACCUUUUGACUGAGCGUGAAUUCAUCCUCUUCAAGGAAGAAAAGGAGCGCGAGCGCGAGGCCAAGGCCAAGGAGUUCAACGAGUUAAGGGCCGUUCUUCUCUCAAACAGGGCGGCGUGUCAUCUCCACGGAAAAUGCUAUGAAGCCGUCAUCGGGGAUUGCACGGAGGCAAUCCAGUGCCACCCUUCGUACGCAAAGGCGUAUUUGCGUCGGUUCACAGCGCAUGAGGCUUUGACAAAGUGGCACGACGCUGUCGCAGACAUCAACAAAGCCCUCGAGCUCGAUCCGUCCCUCGAACCGCGGUAUCGCGGAGAUCAGGCGCGAGUGAAGAAGAAGAGCGAGGAACAGUUCGAGAAGGAGAAGGAAGAGAUGCUUGGGAAACUGAAGGACUUCGGGAAUUUCGUACUCGGGAAAGUCGGUCUCUCUCUCGACAACUUCAAAGUCGAGCAAAACCCAGACACAGGCUCCUACAAUAUCUCCUUCCAGCAGAAUGCGCAGCCUGCGACAGCGGGCCAGUAA